GGUCGUCAGCUCCGCGGGCUUUAAUUUUUGUGGUACAAUCAGGUUGAGUAGUAAAGACGAGUUGAUGGUUUUUUCAUCAACAGAAGAAUUGUUCGCUUGGGGUUCGUGCGAAGAAGGGCAAUUAACUUUAGAUAAAAAUGAUGCCUAUCAGAUUCUUAUUCCAAAAGCAUUAGAUGUCCGGAAUCUACCAACAUUAAUACAAAUCACUUGUGGAUACGCACAUACAGUCUUUCUAACUGUUGAUGGGGAAGUAUACAGCUGUGGAUGCAAUGAGUUUCAGCAGUUAGGCCACGGACAAUCCGGUGGUCAGUUAGCAAAAGUAGUUGCUUUAGAACACUACAGAAUAAUAAGCGUAGCUUGUGGAGCAUACCAUAAUGCUGCCAUUACUUAUAAUGGACUUUUAUUUACUUGGGGCUGCAACUCCAAUGGACAACUUGGUCGUGAAGGAGAUGACACAGGAGUUAAGCUAGUUCGAGCACUAUCGGAUCAUAAAGUUGUUCAGGUUAGCUUAGGUGUAGAACACACACUUGUCUUAACAGAUACUGCUCGUGUAUUCUCAUUCGGUUCCAAUCUUAAAGGCCAAUUAGGUUUAGGUUUUAGUUCAGAACAAUCGAUAUCAAUACCACAACAAAUUCUAUGUCUUUCCGGUUUACCUGUCCGUCGUAUAAUUGCAGGUGGUUGGCAUAGUUUUGUUCUAACUGUCAGUGGUUCGCUUUAUGCUUGGGGAUCUAACAAUUAUGGUCAACUUGGCUUAUCAUAUUUUGGCUCUUCACCAAAGGAUCAUCAAAAUGAAUUGACAUCAACGUAUGGUUCGGUUGGUAGUACCAGUGUUGAUGAUGAACAAUCGAAAGACCGUCCAUUUUCACUCCUUGAUACAAGUCUAAGUAAUGUAUCCAUUCCAACUUUUGUGAAAACCUUACGGGGUUGUGAAAUUGUUUAUUUGGCUUGUGGUGAAGCACAUACAGUUGCACUUACUCGAGAUGGCGGUGUUUUCACUUUCGGUGCUGGCAGAUAUGGUCAACUAGGUCAUAACGAAUCAACUAUCGGCAUAUCUGUACCACGUAAAAUUACUGAAUUUAUGGGUAAUGUUGUCACUCAAAUAGCUUGUGGUCGAUUUCAUACAUUGGCGCUAGUUCCCAAAACUGGUCGAUUAUUUGCAUUUGGUCAAGGCGCUAAUGCACAACUUGGUAUGGGCGAUACAACAAAUCGUUUAUUACCUUGUCCAAUUAAAGGACACUGGGUUUCAUCUCAUAACUUGAAUAGUAAAGAGUCUACUGUUGGUACCGAUUCUUCUUCCAGUAAACCUUAUGUAAUUCGACGAAUAUUCUCCGGUGGUGAUCAUACUUAUUUGUUAGCUCAAAUGUAUCAAACUGGUGAAAUUGUGGAUGCUGAUGAUUUGCGCAAUUGGAAUCGUUCAUCAUUACAAUCCAUUCUUACUGUUUGUCCUGAAAUUGUGGAACAACUUAGAAGUGCUCAUACUGCACUAGCACUUCCACCUCCAAUUUCUCGAUGUAUAUCACUUUCUUCAUCUCGUCCAUUAACAUCUCUCAGUUCUACAUCAAAUGAACCAAUGGCAAUUGUUUCAAAGGUUGAAUCUGUAUAUUCGUCUUUAGGUUGUUUAUCAGCAAGUUGUCUUGAAGAAAAGGAGCCAAACAGUCAUUUUAAAACAGGCCGAGAGGAACACGGUGUAGAUUUAGACUUAGCUUGUACAUUGCAGUCACAAAUUUUUCAUAUUCUACCGAAAAGAGAUUUAAAACGCUUGAUAAACAAACUAUUGGAUAAUGUUUUGUCAAUAUCACGUCUUAACUAUCCUAGUAUUGAAUGUCUCCGAGGUCUAAUGUUUCUCGCUGUAUCUGAUUUACUAAAUAUGCCUCGAAAACCAAUUAUAGACGAAGCAGUCCCUGACGUGAACAAAAUGGAUAUAACUUCAGAAAUGAAUACAAAUUUUGAACCGUAUCCUGUUCUGAGCGCAGGAUUUUCUACUCCUGGUUUAGUUUUGAAUGCUUAUUCAGUUGCUAUCAACAGACUUGAUCCAGCGCCUUCAAAAAUAUUAGAUCGGUGGUUUACAAAAAUGCAACCACGUUAUUUGAAAAAAUUAGUUCUGAAUUUGAAUAAUUUAAUUUCAUAUAUAUUGGACAUGCAACCAGCUUCAGCGUACAGUCAACGUAAAUUAAAAGAAGAAAGUAUUCGUCAAGCAUUGGAAUUUAUGAAACGUUUACAUCGAGUUAAUGAAAAUCAUCCCAAUCCAAUCUCUUAUAAUAGUUUUUAUCUCCCAUCGUUAAAAGAUAAAAUUAAUAUAGGAAGCGCAUUCGUAAAUUGGUUACAAGAAUGUAAUUCCGGUGGAAUGCGUUUCUUUUCAUUCUGCGAUUAUCCAUUUGUAUUUGACGCUGCAUCCAAAGCUGAAAUGCUUAACAUUGAAGCUCGUUUAACAAUGCAACAAGCUAUGUCACAAGCGCAACAGUCUGCCAUUUUUCAAAGUUUACUCUCACCAUUUAUUGGUUCACGUUUGUAUGAUGGCGGUACAACAUCACCGUACUUCACCAUUAUUGUUAGACGUGACAAUAUUCUUCAAGAUACACUUUCUAAUUUGACAAUGGCUAAUCCAGCUGACUUCAAGAAGUUACUUAGGGUGAAAUUCGAAAAUGAAGAAGCGGUAGAUGAAGGUGGUGUAAUGAAAGAAUUUUUCUUAUUAGUUAUGCGAGAUUUACUCAAUCCUGUGUAUGGAAUGUUUCGUUGUUACUCAGAAUCUCGAAUGUUAUGGUUUAGUGAAUCGACAAUGGAAAGUGAAAAUGUCUUCCUAAUGGUCGGUAUCCUAUGUGGUUUAGCUAUUUACAAUUCCAUUAUUGUUGAUUUAAGUUUUCCAUUAGCGAUGUUUCGUAAGUUGCUAGGUGAAACACCGGGAUUAGAUGAUCUAAAAGAAUUGGAUCCAAUUGUUGGUCGUUCUUUACAACAAUUACUGGAUUAUGAUAAUGCGGAUUUGGCUGAUGUGUUCUGUUUGAAUUUCACUGUUACAAUUGAUUAUUUUGGUGUCAAUAAAAUUAUUCCCCUGAUGGAAGAUGGUGAAAAUAUGAUUGUCACUCAAGAGAAUAAAAGUUUAUACGUUGAAAAAUAUGUUGAAUAUGUAUUUCAGAAAUCAUGUGAAACACCUUAUAAAGCGUUUGAAAAAGGAUUUCUUCAAGUUUGUGGUGGUUAUUCAUUAAAAUUGUUUCAACCAUCUGAAUUACAGUCUUUAGUUGUCGGUUCAGAAGUCGUAAACUGGGAUGAACUUCGUCAGAAUACAACAUAUCAAGGUGUAUAUUGGGAUCGACAUCAAGUGAUCAUAUGGUUCUGGGAUGUAUUAUUGUAUGAUUUUACUAUUGAAGAGAAAAAGAAAUUUUUACGUUUUCUUACUGGUUGUGAUCGUGUACCAAUUGUUGGUUUUAGUGGUGUGAAGAUUACAAUUCAACCAAAUAAUAGUGGUGAUGAUUUUCUACCUGUAGCACAUACAUGUGCUAAUCUAUUAGAUUUACCCCAAUAUAGUUGUAAAGAGAUAUUAGCUAAGAAAUUAUCAUUAGCUAUUCAACAAACAGAAGGUUUCGGUUUAGUUUGAUUAUAAAACUGUCAAUUUAUUCUUUUGGUUUUCAUUUCAUUUUGAAAUAAAUAUCCUUUUUGUGUGUGUGUGUUUGUGUAGAUAUUGCAUAAUUAUUACUUUUCUAUUGUUAUUAUUAUUUGUAAAUUCAAUUCAAUGAUUCUAUAUCAUUUUGAAUAAGAUAGAUAAUGAUAUAUAAAUAUACACUUUGGAAUAGAUAUAUAAUUGAUUGGAAGGAUUAUUAUUUUCAUUAUAAAUCUAUUUCAAUAUUGUAUAUCUGUUUCCCUUUAUUCUCUUUGUGAAUUCCUUCUUUUCUAUUUUCUAAUUGUGCUCUUUUUUUCACUUUAAUUUUGUGUGUACGAUUCUUGUAUUGUGUUGUAUUCUUUCUGAUUUCUCCUUUUUCCUCUUUCGUAAAAGUUAUAUUCAAAGUGGAAACCUAAUCUGUUUAACUGUUCAUCAUACUCACACUGCAACUACUCACCUUUUUUUUCUGUCGAAUAGGUUUACAUGUUUCAUUGGAUUGAAGUAAUUAAUUAAAUGAAUCUGUUUGUUUUCGUUUUUUCUUUGAAAAUCAGAAAACAUUUUGUUGCUAGUUAAUUGAAAAAGGAUAAUGAUAUCAUUUGGUUGUUUAAAGUAUAUUAAUUAGAGAG
Molecule: messenger RNA, 4218 nt
Organism: Schistosoma margrebowiei
Lineage: Eukaryota; Metazoa; Platyhelminthes; Trematoda; Strigeidida; Schistosomatidae
Source: the annotation of a GenBank genome assembly